AUGGAGAGCCUCCUCAACAACUUCAGCUCCCCCUCCACCUCUGUUCCUCUCUUCCCCUCCCGGAGCACUGACCCUGCUAAUUGCAGUGCCUGGGACAACCACAUGGGGGCGUCGUACCUGCACCGGCUGGCGCACCUGGACAUCCAGCUGUACCGGGACUUCUAUGCUGUCUGGGUUUCUCUCAUGGUGUGUAACUGUGUGAUGCUGGUGGUGGGCGUGGUGCUCAACAGCCUGGCCCUCUAUGUGUUCUGUGGGCCCUCGUCUCACCCCUCGGCCCCCGUCACGUACACCAUAAACCUGGCGGUGUCCGACCUGCUGGUGGCGCUGUCGCUGCCUGCCCGCAUCGCCCUGUACCACAGUGGCGGCAGCUGUGUGGCCUGCUCCUACAUCCACACCUUCAGCUACUUCGUCAACAUGUACUGCAGCAUCCUGUUUCUGACCAGUAUCUGUAUAGAUCGGUACCUGGCUGUGGUCCAUGCGUCCAGUACUCUGCAUCGCUGGAGGACGAGAGGGGCGGCCCGGUGUGUCAGCGCCACCGUGUGGUUCAUCGCUGUGGUGGUCACCUACUCCUUCCAGACCAUGGCGUUGGAGUUCAGCUCCUCCUGCGUCCUGCUCCCUGCCCUCUUCUACCUCACCAUCCUGGAGUUUCUGCUGCCGCUGCUGGCCGUGGUGGGCUUCACCCUGCGCGUGGCCUGCUUCCUCUCCACCAGCCACGGCCCGAUGCCCCAGCAGAGCAGGGCGAGGAGGGCACGUGCCGUCUGGCUGCUGGCCGCCGUCCUGGUGGUCUUCACCGUCUGCUUCUCACCAUUUCACAUCUGGCAGGUGCUGGUUUACUUCCGGGACAAGGUGGGAGGAGAGGUGCUCAGGCAGGGGGUGGGGCACGUGCUGGCCUAUCACAUUACAGUCACCCUGAGCAGCCUGAACAGCUGCCUGGACCCUGUCGUUUACUGCUUUGUGACGGACAGCUUCAGACGGGCUUGGAGGAGGAGGAGGGGAGUGAGAGAGGGGGAGGGAGAAGUGGGGAAGACAAGUGCAGGAGAAGGGGAGAGGAUUUCGGUGAAUAAUAAGUGUUCGGGCACGGCGUUGGCAAUAGCUCACAGUGUGGCCACUCUCACCCUCACCACCAACGCACCCCACUCAGGGAGACAGGGAGUCUAA
Messenger RNA from Myripristis murdjan (pinecone soldierfish), 1158 nucleotides. Its product is annotated as G-protein coupled receptor 20. The transcript has 4 exons. NCBI's taxonomy places the organism in Eukaryota, Metazoa, Chordata, Actinopteri, Holocentriformes, Holocentridae. The record is from RefSeq and is a predicted model, not a curated record. Bases 1 to 1158 code for a protein of 385 amino acids. Gene Ontology annotation, molecular function: G protein-coupled receptor activity. Gene Ontology annotation, biological process: positive regulation of Rho protein signal transduction; phospholipase C-activating G protein-coupled receptor signaling pathway. Gene Ontology annotation, cellular component: plasma membrane.